Messenger RNA from Polypterus senegalus (gray bichir), 3078 nucleotides. RefSeq names its product interaptin-like. Bases 1 to 3078 code for a protein of 1025 amino acids. The transcript has 6 exons. NCBI's taxonomy places the organism in Eukaryota, Metazoa, Chordata, Cladistia, Polypteriformes, Polypteridae. The record is from RefSeq and is a predicted model, not a curated record.
AUGGGCAAGAUAUUCGUUUUAAGAGACUUAAUGCCACAGCAUGAAAGCAAACAUUCAUGCAUUUGCGUGGAUUCAGUUGAUGGGUCUAUUUUCCCGUUACUGGACAACAACUCCUCUGCAUUGGUUCAAACAAUGCAGGCGGUCCGAGGUGGUAAUUUACAGAAGGUCAAGGAUAUUUUGAGAAGACCAAAAACUCAAGCAGAGCUCUCAUUACUACUUAGAACACCAGUUGAAAAUGAUCUUUCACCACAUUCAGAGGUGUGCCUAAAUAAUGUCUGCCAAGAAGAACCAAGUCAUGAGCUUAAAGACAGUACUCCUCCAGCUGUAGCACUGCAGUCACAAGCUGACCUUCUGGAGCUUGGCAUACACAAGAAUCAGAGCUCAGAGACCAAAAUACUUUCUCUAGUUAACAAAAUAGAUACAAACUUUAAAAAUGUGGACAAUAAUCAGGUAAUCACAGAAGAUAUUACUGAGACUCAGAAUCUCAGUGGACAUGAGUCACCCUUAAGUCAGCUCGAUACCUUUAAACAAACUUUGCUGAAUCUUGAAGCAACUUUGAAUAAUCUUCAGAGUGAAAGUGAUAAACUGAAAUUAUUGGGAGACAAACAAGUCAUGGAAGAAAAGUAUGAACUGAUGGCAAAUCAAGUGCGCUUGAGUAUCCAAGAAUUAGAUGCUAUAACAUGGGAAAAGGAGCUUAAUUUGGAGGGAUUAAAAAGUAAUUUGAGGCAAGAAAAUUAUGUUUUGAGUAAAAGGAAUGAGGAUCUUUUAGACCAUAUUAGUAAACUAGAAGACUGUUAUCAACGUCAAGUGGUAACAGUUCAAGAAGAAAAUAUUCAGAUGCAGGAGUGUAUCUCUAGGCUUGAGAAAGAGGCUGAGAUGCAUGUUUGCACAAACUCAGAGCUGCAGCAACAAGUAAAAUCUCUUUCAUCCUUGAUUGAUGACCUCAGGGAAGACUUGAAGCAGAGCACAGAGGAAACUACAGAUUCACAGGAAGGAAUUAUAGAGAACUUGCAAUGUAGCCCACAGUGUGAGGAAGCCCAUGCAAUUUCAGAGCUGCAACAGCAAGUAAAAGAUUACUGCAUUUUGUUCACUGACCUGAAAGAAUACUUAAACGCAUGGUCAGAAAAGCUUAGUUAUCUGCAAGAUGAGCUUCUGCAAUGUCACUACGGCAAGGCCCAUUUGAAAUGUGAAAACUCUCUGUGCUCACAGGCCAUUUCUCACCUGCAAGAUAAGACGGUAGAUUGUGCUAACUUCGUCGCCAUACUUGAAAAACAAGUGAGCGAGAGAUGUCAGGAGAUAUCCUUACAAACAGAAAAGGCAGAGUAUAAGCAAAAAAUUAUGAAAUGGGAAACAGGAACUCUUGAGCAUAACUGCACUAUCUCAAAUCUAAAAGACAAAGUUAAUGAGAUAUCAGAGUUAUCUUUGGAGCUGCAGAGUGAGAUGGAUGCGAAGCUUCCAGAGGACGCACAUCCUAAAUCUCAAAAGAAUGUGUGCAAACUCAAAAGUCAAAGCCAGGAGGACUCACAUGUGGGUGCAACAGAAGACCAUCCCACAUCACUUGCUGACACUCUAAACCAGAUACCUAGUGUUCAUGAUCAUCACCACCAGGAAAACUUUCAGGGGCUAGCUGAGACAAUGGGCAGUUCCCAAGCUAUUGCAACACAGCAAGAAAAGGUUGUUGAGUUUGCUAAGAGGGGUAUUGAAUUUGAGAACUAUUGGAAAGAAACAUCUAAUGGGGAGAGUCUUUUCAAUAAAAGGACUAAAGAAAACAUUCAAAAAAACACCAUGGUAACAACUUUAGAUAUGGUCACAUCGGUAGCAGUAUUAGAGCAGCAAGACAUGGAGAGAGCAGAGUCCAGAGUGUGUGAAACAGUAAAAAGAGACUCUCAAGAACCUUCUAAAGAAAUUAAAUAUGUUGAUAGUGAAGGGACAAAUGUUUUAGGUUUGGAUGAAGACAGUACAAGGUUUAUUUGGUUGUCCCCAGUUGACUUGACUUCUAAAGUAACAAUGGAACACUGGAUGAAAAACAAGAUCAAAAGUAAUGAUGGUGAUGUCAGCAUCCUGAAAUUCAGGACAGACAAAAUACACAAUGAAACUCUUUCUGAUAUUUUGGAUGGAAGUGAUCAAACUAUACUGAGAUCAGUUACAGGAGAAGAGGAUUCUGGGUUGCUGGCUUCAGAGCAUACUAGAAGGCUGCAACAAUAUGAAGACAUUAUUAAAUGCCUCUGUGUUGAAAACAGGGAACUGAGGGAGAGAAUUCUUGCAGUGGAAACAUGCAAGGAGAAAAUGAUGGAUGAGGCAAUAAACCUGCCAAACGUGAAAUCCAACAAAUUAGCCAAUGUACCUGAAAAACUGCUGAGCCAAUUUCACCACUUUGACUUUGUCCAGAAAUCUGUUAAGGAAAAGACUGUGGAACAAAUCCAGACUAAAAAUGAAUUAGAUUGUAAAUCAAUGGAUGUAACCAAUAAUAAAAAUGAACAAUAUCCAGAAGAUUUGUUAAUAUCUACUAGUACCGGUCAACGACAUAUUAAAGCCAGAGAACCUUUUAACAUGUUGCUCAGAGGCAAAACAGAAGAUGAGAGUGUGUCUCUUGAUUUAGAUGGGAUUAUGCAUUCCAAGCAAGGGGAAGAUAACAAAAAGGAAGAUUGCAUGGUAGAAAAUGAUUUACAAAAGCUGUUGGAGGACUCGAAGGCACAAGUGAAGACGUAUCAAGAUGAGCUAGAAAAGUCCAAAGCUGAAGCUCAGAAGUGGUACAGAGACCUUGGGAUUACUGAGUAUAAACGUGAAGAAGCUUUAAAAAAGCUUGACCAGGCUAUAAAUGAGGUUAGGAGAAUGAGAGGACACUCUAAAGAUGCAGAAGAAUUGAGAAAGGAGAAUGCAAAGCUAAAACAAGAGCUAAAAAACAUGCAAACAAAAGCUGAAGAAAUGCAAAAUCUGCACCCAAGAGCCCUUUCAGAAGAUCAGCAAAUUCUCAAUGCAUCUGAAGACCAGCAUGAAGCAGCUCAGAAACUGUGCUCUCCAGAGAUUUCAUCUUUGACAGAAAUGAGUGAAAAGGCAAGUGGUGUCUACAGAAUGUGA